This is a messenger RNA of Aspergillus chevalieri, 2139 nucleotides long. Its product is annotated as glutamate--tRNA ligase GUS1. Gene Ontology annotation, biological process: translation; glutamyl-tRNA aminoacylation. Gene Ontology annotation, molecular function: ATP binding; glutamate-tRNA ligase activity. NCBI's taxonomy places the organism in Eukaryota, Fungi, Ascomycota, Eurotiomycetes, Eurotiales, Aspergillaceae. The record is from RefSeq and is a predicted model, not a curated record. Bases 1 to 2139 code for a protein of 712 amino acids. The transcript is spliced from 2 exons. Gene Ontology annotation, cellular component: cytosol; methionyl glutamyl tRNA synthetase complex; cytoplasm.
AUGUCUACUCAGCUUACUUUGGCCUCGCAGGCCAACCAGGCCGAGUUGCUUCCGGUGCUUCUCGUUGCUACCUCCGUCAAUGCCGCUCGCCCCAGCCCGGUGAUUGCGAUCAACUACGAGAAUACAGCUCUUCUGCACGAGGGAGAAAAGGCCGUUGUGCAAUUUACCGGUGCCAGUGGCUCUCCCGUCUAUGGUACUGAGAAGGCCAUCCAGGAGCUGCGUGCUAAUUUCCCAUUCCUCAACAGCAAGGAUGAGAAAAUCGAGAACCAAUGGCUCUCGCAGCUCGCCUCUUUCACCGUCCUUGAUUUCAAGGCCGUCGAACCUCUGCUCCAGAAACUUGAUGCCUAUCUCAUGCUCCGAUCUUUCGUCGUCGGCUACGCACUCUCUACUGCUGACAUCGCGCUCUGGGGUGCCCUCCGAGGAAACCGGGUCGCCAUUUCUGCUAUCAAGAAGGGAACGCUCGUGAAUCUGACCCGGUGGUUCCGCUUUUUGGAGGAGCUUUGCCCUUGGGCCAGCACGGCUCUUGAGGGCUUGACCGCGGCAGCCAAGGAGAAGAAGGGUAAGAGCAGCCAGGGCGCUAACUACGACAUUGGCCUCCAGAACACCGAUAAGGGAGUUGUGACCCGUUUCCCUCCCGAGCCCUCCGGAUAUCUCCACAUCGGUCACGCGAAGGCAGCCCUUCUCAAUGACUACUUUGCCCACGAAAAGUAUGCCGGAACCCUCCUUGUUCGUUUCGAUGACACCAACCCCUCCAACGAGAAGUUGGAGUUCCAGGAUGCCAUCAUUGAGGACCUUGCGCUCAUGGGUAUCAAGCCCGACAAGAUGAGCUACACCAGUGACUACUUUGACGAGCUGUACCAAUACGCUCUUCAGAUUAUCCGGGAAGGAAACGCAUAUGCCGACGAUACUGAUAAGGAGACAAUGGCCGCCCAGAGAUUUGACGGUCUGCCCAGUAAGCGUCGUGAUGCCUCGGUUGAAGAGAACCUUGCUCGCUUCGAGGACAUGAAGAACGGCACUCCCGAAGGCAUCAAGUGGUGUAUCCGUGCCAAGAUGUCCGUUGACAACCCUAACAAGGCCAUGCGUGAUCCUGUCAUUUACCGCUGCAACCCUGCGGAACACCACCGCACUGGUCCCAAAUGGAAGAUCUAUCCCACCUACGACUUUGCCUGUCCCAUUGUGGACUCUCUUGAGGGAGUUACGCAUGCUCUGAGAACUAUCGAGUACCGGGACAGAAACCCUCAGUACCAAUGGAUGAUCGAUGCUCUUAAGCUCCGUACUGUUCAUAUCUGGGACUUUGCUCGCAUGAACUUCGUCCGGACAUUGCUCUCUAAGAGAAAGCUCACCAAGCUUGUCGAUCAGGGCGUCGUUUGGGGAUGGGAUGACCCUCGUUUCCCCACCAUCCGUGGUAUCCGCAGACGUGGUAUGACCGUUCCGGCUCUUAGAGAGUUCAUCUUGAGGCAGGGACCCAGCAAGAACAUCAUUAACCUUGACUGGACCCUUUUCUGGGCUACCAACAAGAAGUACAUCGACCCGGUUGCACCGCGCCACACUGCUGUUCUGAAGAAGGAUGCCGUCAAGGCCAUUGUCAAGGGUGCCUCCGAUGCUCCUUUCACUGAGGAAAAGCAGAAGCACGCCAAGAACGCUGCUGUUGGUACCAAGAAGGUUGUCUACAGCAACUCGAUCCUUUUUGAGCAGGAAGACGCCAAGACCUUCAAGCAGGAUGAGGAGAUCACGGUCAUGAACUGGGGUAAUGCCUUCGUCCGCAAGAUUGAGACCGACUCUACUUCUGGUCUUGUCACUGGACUUGAGCUCGAGCUACACCUGGAGGGCGAUGUCAAGAAGACCGAGAAGAAGGUUACUUGGUUGUCCACUGAUCAGGAACUGGUCCCUGUCGAAUUGGUGGACUUUGACUACCUUCUCAACAAGGACGCCAUGCAGGAGGAGGACAAGCUGGAGGAUAUCCUCAACCCCAAGACUGAGUUCCGCGAGAACGCCGUUGCUGACUGCAAUGUCGCCGAGCUGAAAGAGGGUGACAUUAUCCAAUUUGACCGCAAGGGCUACUACCGUGUUGACCAAGCCUACUCACCGGGCAAGCCGGCUGUUCUGUUCAACAUCCCUACCGGCAAGACUGGGAAAUAA